Molecule: messenger RNA, 2727 nt
Organism: Fopius arisanus
Lineage: Eukaryota; Metazoa; Arthropoda; Insecta; Hymenoptera; Braconidae
Product: elongation of very long chain fatty acids protein AAEL008004
Exons: 4
Coding region: 246-1211 (321 amino acids)
Biological process (GO): very long-chain fatty acid biosynthetic process; fatty acid elongation, monounsaturated fatty acid; sphingolipid biosynthetic process
Cellular component (GO): endoplasmic reticulum membrane
Molecular function (GO): fatty acid elongase activity
Source: RefSeq, a predicted model, not a curated record
CUUCGUAACAAUUACACUAAAUCAACAACAAUACUGGAUUUUCAAUAUUUUUCCUGGUGAUUAGCCGCUGGACGGUGACACCAAACGGUCUAUUAAAUUUUUAAACAAUCCGAUCUAACAGAAACUAGUGAAGCACUUGUGAAUUCGAUAUUAUCCCUUUUUAGGAUUUUUAUUGAAUAGUAAUAAUUAAAUCUGUGAAGGCAUUACCGUUAAUUCUGUGAAAAUAGCGUAAUCACUAAGUUAAGAUGGCGACGUUAAUAGCAACAUUGAGUGAAAACUAUCGUGACCUGAUGGAUAACAAGAGUGAUCCUAGAGUGAAUGAUUGGCCCUUGAUGAGUGGUCCACUUCCAACAUUCCUCAUCUGCAUAUUCUACGCAUAUUUUGUUAAAGUACUCGGACCAAAAUUAAUGGAGAAUCGCAAACCAUUUGGUCUCCGGAGAGUAAUGAUAGGCUACAAUUUAUUUCAAGUUAUAUUCUCAACUUGGCUGUUUUACGAGAGCCUGGCUUCUGGCUGGUGGAACGAUUAUUCAUUCAGGUGUCAGCCAGUUGAUUACUCCAAGAGUCCAAAAGCCAUGAGAAUGGCAGGUGGCUGUUGGUGGUACUUUAUAUCAAAAUUCACUGAAUUCUUGGAUACAAUUUUCUUCUUGCUGAGGAAGAAGAACGAUCAUAUCUCCACUCUUCACGUCAUUCAUCAUGGGAUCAUGCCAAUGUCCACUUGGUUUGGAGUUAAAUUUACUCCAGGCGGCCAUUCGACAUUCUUCGGUCUUCUCAAUACUUUCGUGCACAUUGUCAUGUACGGCUACUACCUUUUGGCAGCACUCGGGCCAAAAGUCCAGCCGUACUUAUGGUGGAAGAAGUACCUCACAACCCUCCAAAUGGUACAAUUUGUUCUGGUGUUCCUUCACACCUUCCAAUUGCUCUUCAUCGAGUGCAAUUAUCCGAAGGCAUUCGUGUGGUGGAUCGGCCUGCACGCUGUUCUCUUCUUCUUCCUCUUCAGGGAUUUCUACGUCAGGGCUUACACCAAGAGGCAAGGAAAGAUGGCAUCAGUGAAAUCAGAGAAAUUGCAGAAUGGAAAUGCUCAUGGAAGUGGAAAUGUUCCCAGUGAAAAUGGAUCUGCUUAUCCCAAUGAGUACAAAAUAGCCACUGGUUACAUCAGUGACAAUGGCUUAAGGAACCGCGUCUUCAUUAGUAAUCGUAAUUUUCAGGAGUAAUGAGUUGUUUAUUAUUAAGUGACAUUCUUCCAAUGAUCCUCUCCGGUGCGAGGGGGUGCGAAGGGGUGCGAAGGGAUGGCGAGGAAUAAUCCAGUUUUGUUUCAUAUGGAAUUGUUCUUUCUUCACGUAAUUACGAAAUGAGGAACAAUUUACUCAUGUCAUUAUUGAUUACAUCACUGAGAAAAAAAAGUGUCGAUAACACGCGUCCGUUCUUGAUUGAAAUUUGUAACUGUUUUAUUUGCGGUGGUAAUCAAUCUGAUUCUUCAAUCAAUCUGAUUCUUCGAUCAAUCUGAUUCUUCAAUCAAUCUGAUUCUUCGAUCAAUCUGAUUCUUCAAUCAAUCGUUUCACGAAAUCGCCAAUUCAGCGAGCUAAUCGUUCAUAUGUCUCUCGAAAAUUCUAUUCGCAAUUGAAUCUAGAAUUAAAUCAAUUAUGCGCGUACUUGAAUCAAGUAGAUGCAGAUUUGAAUCGCGCGAACGAGAGAGUACGAAAACUAUUAAAUAUUACUAUAAAAAUUGAGCGGAAAGCCUCAGAUGGGCGGAAUAUUUAUUGAUUAAACGCAAAUAUAUUCGGGUGAAAAAUGCAAUAUAUCGGAUAUAUUUCACAUGUAAUUAUUAGUUAGUAAUUUUUUAAUCUUUUUUUUCGGUAGUUUUAUUAAACGGACACUUGGUUUAGUCAUUUCGGACCUGAGUCGCGAAAAAACGGAUGAGUGAUCAAUUCGGUAAAUACUUGAUCGACGCUUUUUUCUCAGUGCAGUCUACUGAAGAUGUGCUUCAUUUAAUUACCUUACAUGAAUCAGUAGUGAGAUUGCUAAAGGAUUGGAAUCAACCAUUUAUAAUUCGCCAAUUGAUGAUACAUCGGCCCGAAUUGAAUCGUUUUGCUGUUUUUCAACUGAUGUUUCUUCACAAUUUUUUUUUAUACAGAUGAUACAUCGAUAUUCACACGAUAUUCACCAGCAUCGUGCAUUUGAUUGAGCAUGUGUGAUUGUACGUGAGUUUUGCUCACUUGUUUCGGUUGUUAUACUCUGAAUAUUAUGAAUCGGAAUUCGCGAGAUGUUUACAACUCGAGAAUUUUCCAAGCGAAUGCAGCAGAAACGAGUGUUUUCUAUACAUUGAGAUGAGAAUUUAAAGACUUUACUAAUUAGAAAUCGGUGAUGCUAUUAUAAUUGUUAGGGUCUAGCUUUUUCGAUGCUCAUUCUCUGGUCUGACAGAAUAACAAAUAUAAUUCACUCAUUUUUUUACUAGGAAAUUGUGGGAAUUGAGGGAAUGUCUGAGUGCGUGUUACGUCGUUGAAGAAUUUUCAUGUUCAUGUUCAUUCGUUAUUGUUUAAUGAUAAAUUAUGAGGUAAUUAUUGAGAUGAUUCAUGAAUCUCGGAGAAAUCCGAUAAGGGCGUCCCGAAUCGGGUGCGUUCUGUAUUUUGUGUAAUAGAUUACAAUUAUUAUCGAGCAAUUACUCUUUUUGUACUUUAGCCUUCUCUUAGAUUAAAUGUAUAUUUAUGAAAAUACAUGUGUAUUUUGAAA